This is a messenger RNA of Serpula lacrymans var. lacrymans S7.9, 471 nucleotides long. RefSeq lists its product as uncharacterized. The record is from RefSeq and is a predicted model, not a curated record. The transcript has 3 exons. NCBI's taxonomy places the organism in Eukaryota, Fungi, Basidiomycota, Agaricomycetes, Boletales, Serpulaceae. The coding region runs from base 1 to 471 and encodes 156 amino acids.
AUGGCCUGGCUGGCCCACUCCGCCGGACUCUGCUGGCCCUGUCUAUAUAAGUUCAGGGGUGCAAAUUCUCUACAAUGGGGAUAUGUACUUGAUGAUACCUGGAAUGAAGUCAGGGAAAAUUUGGGGGGACAUGUACUAACCAACAUCAAGGAUUUAACAGAUAUGAAAGAGUGUGUCAGGCAUUGGUUGUACAACCACAGUGGUAAUAAAGAGCCUAGGAACAAGGUUGCUGGGCAUGUAAAGUAUUUAGGUCAGAACCAAGUGCUCAAUGGAGUGAAAAAAAAGGAGGUGGAGAAGAGGAUGUGGGACCUUUACGGAGUGAAGCCAGGGCAGUCAGGCUAUAUUGGUAAACUGCAGAGUGUCCUGAAGGUGAUGUUGACUGAGCUCAGCAAGGAGGAGCUAGCUGAAUUAAAAGAGAAGCAUAAUGAGUGGUAUAUUGAUGGGCCAUCAGAGGGAGCAAGACAAAAGUGA